Messenger RNA from Thecamonas trahens ATCC 50062, 6876 nucleotides. RefSeq lists its product as uncharacterized. NCBI's taxonomy places the organism in Eukaryota, Apusomonadida, Apusomonadidae. The transcript has 2 exons. Gene Ontology annotation, molecular function: 1-phosphatidylinositol 4-kinase activity. Gene Ontology annotation, cellular component: plasma membrane; cytoplasm. Bases 1 to 6876 code for a protein of 2291 amino acids. The record is from RefSeq and is a predicted model, not a curated record. Gene Ontology annotation, biological process: phosphatidylinositol phosphate biosynthetic process; phosphatidylinositol-mediated signaling.
AUGUUUGGUGGAGAGGCUUGGCGGGUCCUGUCUGCAGCGCGGGCAGAGCCUGUGGUACCACUGGCUACCCACGUCGGCAUGAAGCUCAAGCUGGCCUCGCUCACCUCGCCGCUUGUCGGCGGACCUUUGGCGGUCCAUGUCACCCACUGUGUGGUGCCGUCUGCCGGCGGAAUGGCGUCAUGGAUGCGAGCACAUGCUGAGCGACUUGCUCUCUCUCGAGCAUCGGCCAAAGACGGCGAGUGCAACCGCCCGCACUCGCUCCUCGCCCUUUGCGGCAUGCUCGCAGACUCGGCCACAUCAGUUCGUCUCGUCAUGGAUCCGCUCGACUCGCGUGCUGUACUCCGCAUUGUCGCUGUCGAGCCCAAUGUGGAUGCCCCCAGCUGGGCUCGCUGGAUCCAGGUCGGCGUCCACCCGGGCGAAGCCAAGGUCGGCUACGAAAUGCGCACGCCGCAGUUUGACGCCGGCUCCACCCUCGACCUGGUCUCGGAUCGCGACGCGGUGACCUCGUGGAUAGCUGCGCAGCGAUCAGUAUGCCAGGUGACUUCCGCCAUUCGCUCUGCGCUGGGAUUUCUCGUCCCGUCGCUUGCGCCAAAGACGUCGGCGUUAGACGAGCUGGCCUCGUUCGCUGCCCGCGACGCCGACGGAGACCAGCUGCACAUCCGGGUCGGCGCGCAGGGCAAGGUCUCACUCUCGCCAUCAUGGGCGUCAUCUUUUGCCACCUCGCAUCUGGCAACCGUCACCGCUGACGUCGCUGCCGCCGUUGUCCGGGGCGACGGCUCUUUCGAGGCCGGUCUCGCAUCCGAGUCGGCCUUCACCGCCGCCCGCGCCUACCUCUACCUCUGCACCACCCUCCCCGACACGCGCAGGCUCGAGCUCGUCGCCGACGCCGAGCUUGCUCGCAUUGACCCAGUCCGCGACGCCCAGAGCUCGCUCGCCCUUGCCGCCCGCGCCGCGGCCCGCCUCGAGAUCCUCUCCGGCGUCCAUCUCUCCCUCGCUGGCCACUCAUCCGGCACUGUCGCUGCAUCGCUCUCGUGGCACGCGCCGCUCACAACCGGACCUAUCUCAUCCCUCUCACUCACCCUCGGCGUCAUGACUUCCAUCGUCUCUGCCGCUGACAAUCUCAGCGGGUUCGGGAGCAACGCCAACGGCCACGGCUCGCAUCAGCUCCCGCUCUUGCUGCGGGCAAAGGGCCGGGCGACCAACUCGACGGCGGCAGAGGAGUUUUUUGCAGAGCUCACCACUGCGCUCCUCGCCGCCGUCGCCGUCCACGAUGUGGAGCACAAGGCGGUGUUUGGUCCACUGGUGGCGCUCGUUGAGGCCUUUGACGUCUCCCGCCCACUUCACGCCCGGAUGCUUGCAGCUAUGCUCGCCGCCAUGGCCUCGGCGCCGUCCCACGCCUGCACCGUCUGCCUCGUCCCGCUCUCGACGGAGCUCCUUUCGUUUGUAGCGAACCUCUUCUGUUCGCUGGGCGACAGCCUCCCGCUUCCGGUCCUCGGCUCGCUCCGUUCAUCCCUCCUCCAGCUGGCCAACACCCUCAUCCUGACCUCGCCGAACCUGCAGAGUACGCCCGAGACGGCGGCGCUGUACUCGGCGGCGCUGGCAAUGGUGGGCUCGGCCAAGAGUUCCCGGGUCGCCCAUCCGGCUGCGGUCACGCUCCUUGCCACCAUUGGUUGCGCCCAGCCGGCCAAGACCCGUGCCGUUUUUGACACCCUCGUUGACGUCCUUGACGAGCCGGUUGAGCCGAGUGCGCUCUCGAUGGCACAGACACUGGCGGUCCUUGACGCCGUGCUGGCCGGACUCGCACGCCUCACCGCUGUCUCGCGCACCCUCCGCCGCGGCUUUGUCGCCCAGCUCCAGGACGUCCUCUUCUCGCGCUGGUUCAUGGCUGCGCUCUCGUUCUCGACUCCGCACAAGGGCGACGAGGCGUUGCGCAAGCGGGUUACUGCUGCGCUUGCCAAUGGCCUCCUCGACACCCACGGUGCGCUGCCCGACUCGGCAGUCGCGCUCCUCUCAGCGUUUGUCCUCGAGCUCGCGUCGCGCGUGACCGAACUCAUGGCAGCGGCGACGGCGCCGCGACCCACAGGCACGCCUGCCUCGGACACCUCGCUCUCGACCUCGCUUGGCACGUUCUUCAUCGCCCUCCUCGGCGACGUCGCAGUCCGGUUUGGUGUGCCGUCGGUCUCCAAGGUUGUUCUCAACCACUAUGUGUCCUCGCUUGACACGGCGGACGACGACUCGACCUUUGCCGGGCCGAUUGUGGCGGCGCUCACCACUAUGGCACUCGCAGCCGCCCGCGCCGACUCGUCGUCGUCGGUCCUCACCGAAAUUCUCUCCCUCUUCUCGCGACUUGCACAGCGCGCAGCGCCUCGGCUUGCGCGCGCCUUUCCGUCGGCACUCUACUUGCAUGUCAUGGACGCUUUUGUCGCGCUCGGCAACGGCCUCGAUUCGGCGUACAUGCGCGCCGACCUCGGUGCCCGCCUCGUCCAGAUCUUUGUUCUCCUCGCCCGCCAGUCGCUCUCGGGCCUCACGGCCACCGACUCGGCGUCGGUGCCUAACAACCUGACCCAGUCGCAGCUCCGCGCCGCGGCUGCUCCGCUCACUCACCUCCUUCCACCGAUUGUGGCGCUUCUCUCGUCAACAACCCCGGACGACAUCCUCUUCCCGCGCAUCACCACCGCCAAGAUCUACCACUCGCUCUGGGCGUACUGCGUCCUGUUCCAGAUGCCCGAGGAGGGCGUGUGGCCGGCACCGGUCUUCGAGUCAGUCGUCAAGCUUGCCAGCCGUAUGCCUGUGCUCAUCGCUCCGGCGCUCACCCACUCGUUCUCCGAGUUUGUGGCCGAGCUCAACGACGCCAUCCUCCCGUUUCUCCCGCGUGAUGCGCCGACGACCCUCACCAUGGCGCUCGCUGCCGCCCUCCCGUCGGUGGCGCGGACCACACUCACCGCGCUCGGCACUGUCCGGGCCUUUUACCUGUACGCGGUGUACAAACUCGAGUCGCUCCGCUCGGCCUCGCUCUUCAUCAUGCCGUCGUUUGUCUACCUCGAGGACUCGGAGCUCGCCACGUCUGGCCCGCUCCACGACGCACUCAAGGCCCUCCCGCAUGUACUGCUCGCCGACUUUUUGGCGGUGCUUGCGCUGCCGCCGGCGGUGCACAGCUCGCUGAUGGCCCAGCCCAAGUGCCCAGCUCCGGCGUCGGGCCUGUGCGGAUGCAAGGCAAGGAUUGAGGAGGAGCAUGCGAUUUUUUUGGCUGCGUUCAUGGCGCACCAGUACAAGGACAUCCGCCACGUUGCUGCCGACAUUCUCCUUGCCCUUGUCCGUGGCUCGACUGCGCUGCUCACCUCAGUCCGCGCUCUCCGGUUCCUCAUGGACUUGCUCGAGGUACUCGCAGCCUCGGUCAACGUGGGCGUCUCGCCUGCGUCGGAGAUCCCGGUCACACUCCGGCCCGAGGAGCUUGCUCUCCGCCUCCCCAACCUCGACCACUCGGUCACACUCCCGCUCGACCUUGCCGCCCGCGCCGCUGUUCUCGGCAACGUUGCCUCGGUUGCCUCGGCCUGGCUCUCUGCCGGCAUGCAAGCUGCACCGGCGCAGGUUCAGGCAGUCAUCUCGGGCAUGCUCCGUGACUUUAACCGACUUGCUGGCCCGGCGCUCCCUCACCUCGACGGCCUCAUUUUGCGGGUAGGCUCGCUCACGGACCCAGUGCUCGACUCGUUGGUGACGCCCAAGGCCAGCGCCGAGCACGCACGCCUCGCUGCAACCUCGCAUCGGCAGCAGACAACAUUUGGUUCACAGCUUGUGCGCGAGUCGUACCACACCGGGCUGGUUGUCGGCAUGGUGUCGUCUGGCGUUGAUGUCGUGAGCCAUUUGCUGGCAGCAGUCGACGCCGCGCUCGCUGUCCCUGGACCGGUCCCGGGGCGGCCGGCCUGGUCCCACGACAUUGCCUCGCUCACCUACACGCUUGCAGCGUAUGUGGUGCGAGCAUGCAGCUCGGGUGAGCCGGUUUCAUCGUCGGUCCUCGACGCGCUCACUCUGCUUCCGGUCAAGGCCUUUACGCGGGCCUCGCUAGAGGUUGGCGUCUCGGCGUGGGCGUGGGUAGUCGGGUCAGAGCCAGCACUGGACGCGCUCCUCCUUGCGCGCCUGGUCGAGCUGUGGGACUGGAGCCAGACGAGCCGUCUUGGCCUCUUUGCACCCGAUCCCGAGGCUGCUGAUUCAGUCGCCGAUGCCGGCCCGCACAAGACCUGGCUCGUCUACCUCCACGAGCGGCUGACGGGCUCAGUAGCGUCUGCGGCUGCCGUGGCGGCGCUCCUGCACACGCUUGUCACUCACGCACUCCACGACCCGCUCGGUCUCUCGGUUCACCCGUCGGCGCUCCCAGCGCGGCUCGCGCUCUUGGACCUCGGGCUCAAGCUCGCGUCCGGUGCGGCGAUUCGCCGGCCGGCAGCUGGCGCGCCGUCGCUGGCGCUCACCGGCGCGUCGGGCUCGGGUGAGCUGAGCGCGGGCUCUGGCGAAUGCGAGUCGCAGGCGUCGGGCCCUGCCGCAGCUGGACAAGUUGGCGAAGUCGGCGAGUGGAGCGGUGCGGGUGUGGCGAUGUCGUCGCUCGGCGAGACCGGGUACGUCGAGUCGCCGCGGCCGGGGCCGACGCUCGAUGUUCUUGGCUCGCUUAUUCUCCGCGACGUGGUGUACAACGGGCUUCUCACCUGGUUUGUCUCGCACUCGGCCUGGUUCCGCGGCGAUGAUGAGGGCAACCACGAGGCGCUCGCGCAGCUCAUCGAAUUUGCGCGCGCGCUGCAGUCCGACGGUGACGUGCUCACCCAGCUGGUGAGUGCUCUGGAGGAGAUGCAGGGCGGCGAGGAUGCAACGACGAGCGCAAGCGUGGUUAGCGAGUUUGACGCCGCAGACGCUGCGCCGCUUGUCGACUGCCUCCCGCUGCUGUACUCGCUGCAGGACCGGCGGCACCUUGCGCUUGUGCUACUCGCGUCGGAAAUUGAGCGGUUGGCGACGUGGACCAACCCGCUGCACAUGCCUGGGCGUGCGGUUGCGGGCGCAAACGAGUUCCCCAUCCCAUCGCCGGCGGACGCACCCAAACUGUGGAAGGAGCUGGUGGAGGUGGCGUGGACGACGCUGCCGCGGCUGGCUGUCCAGUUGACAAAGCGGUUCCCGGCUGCGCUCAUCCGGCGGCAGGUGGAGGCGCUGGUGCGGGCCAAUGCUGCUGCGCUCAUCGAUGUGCCCGAGGCCAUUCCGCUGUUGGUGACCGAGGCGAGCGUGCGAGCGAACGCGCCGGCGCUCCGGCUCCUUGUCUCGUGGGCGCCGUGCGAGGCGGCGACGGCGGUGGCGCUUCUCUCGUGGAAGUCUGUACCGCCGCACAACCUCGUGGUUCAGUACGCGCUGCGUGUUCUCCGCGGCCUGCCUGUGCGCGACGUCAUCUUCUUCAUCCCGCAGCUUGUACAGGCACUCCGCGCUGAUCCGCACGGGUACAUUGCGCAGUUUCUGGCGGCGUCUGCGGCCAAGUCGUCGAUUGUGGCACACCAGCUGCUGUGGAACAUGAAGACGUAUCAGGAGAAGAACGACGAUGGCGAGUUCCUUGACGGCCUCCUCGGCCCGCUCUGCACCCGCCUGGAGGAGACCAUCCUGGGCAACUUUACGGCGGAGCAGGAGCAGUUCUACCAUGACGAGUGGUCGUUCUUUGAGGCGGUGACCCAGAUCUCGGGCGUCCUUGUCCCGCUCAAGUCGAAGCCCGAAGAGCAGCGGCAGAAGCUUUACGACGAGCUGGACAAGAUUGUGGUGGGCGAGGGCCAGAAGCUGUACCUUCCAUCGGACGUGACACAGCUGGUUCGCGGCGUCAAGUACCGGUCGGGAGUGUGCCUCAAGUCUGCGGAGAAGGUGCCGAUUCUCAUCACGUUUGCGGUGGAGGAGUCGGACGAGCUCUUCAACGAGGGCCACGAGUCCGAGUCCGAGUCGGACGAUGACGACGUCGGCGACGUUGGUGGGCAGGGGUGGGGCGAGAGCUCGUCUCAGGCCUCUGCGAGCGAUCGCGGUGAGAGUCUGGCGCUGAGCGGGGCAGGUGGUACGGCGGGAGGCGCACCGUCGCUCCGCUGGCAGGGCUGCAUCUUCAAAGUCGGUGACGAUGUGCGGCAGGACAUGCUCGCGCUUCAAGUCAUCAAGCUCUUUGACGCGCAGUUUAAGCGGAUUGGGCUCCCGGUCUACCUCUACCCGUACAACGUGGUGGCGACCGGGCCCGGAUCUGGCGUCAUCGAGGUGGUGGCCAACGCCAAGUCGCGCGACGAGCUCGGGCGAGCCAACGACAUGCCGCUCAAGGAGUACUUUAUCUCACGGUACGGGCCGGAGGACUCUGCCGACUUUGCGGCGGCGCGACACGAGUUUAUCGCGUCGACGGCCGGGUACUCGGUGGCGUGCUACCUGCUCCGGCUUGUUGAUCGCCACUCGGGCAACAUCAUGCUCCUGGGCUCGGGUCAGAUGGUUCACAUCGACUUUGGCUUUAUUGGUGGGCUCUCGUCACCCGGCGGCGAUCUCGGCUUUGAGCGCGCGCCGUUCAAGAUGACCAACGAGAUGGCGGAGCUGAUGGGCGGGAAGAACUCUGAGCACUUUGCACUCUUCCGCGAGCUGGUUGUCAAGGCAUACCUGGCGGUGCGCCCGUUGGCGCCGACGGUGGUGGCGCUCUUUGAGCUCCUCUCCGAGACUGGGCUCCUCUGCUUCAAGCCGGGCCUCCUCCCUCUCCUCCUCGACCGGUUCAAGCCGCAUCUGAGCGAGGCGCAGGCCGCGGCGUAUGCGUCCAAGCUGGUGGACGACUCGUUCGACAUCACCACGUAUCUCUACGACAAGCUGCAGAACAUCCAGAACGGGAUUGCGUUCUACAAGUAA